Messenger RNA from Ctenocephalides felis (cat flea), 580 nucleotides. Its product is annotated as nucleolin-like. The record is from RefSeq and is a predicted model, not a curated record. NCBI's taxonomy places the organism in Eukaryota, Metazoa, Arthropoda, Insecta, Siphonaptera, Pulicidae. Bases 50 to 580 code for a protein of 176 amino acids. The transcript is spliced from 2 exons.
AUAUGUGUUGAUAUCUGUUAUAAUUAAGAAUUAUCGUCAAAAUCAAAUAAUGUCAAGAAAAAAGAAUAGUAAAAAUAUUAAAGAAUUAGAAGAUGAAAUUCCAUCUAAUGCAGAUGUUAAAAUAACCUCUAAAACUUCCACGGCUAAAUCGAAAAAAUCGAAAGGUAAAUCAAAAAAAGACAGUGGUUGGGGUGACAGUGAUGAAGAAAUAUCCCAUAAAAAGAUCACUGAAAAAUCAAAACCAGAGGAAGAAGCGUCUGUUGAUAAAUCAAAAACAAGUGGUAACAAAGCCCCCAAUAAAUCUAAAAAGAAUAAGAAAUCCAAAAAAAAUGACGAUUGGUCUGAUGACGAAGCUGAACAAGAAUUUAAGUUGCCAUCAGAUGAUGAGGCACCCGUGAUUGCUAAACCAGUACUUAAGAAAAAAGGAAAAAAUAAGAAAAUUGAAGAUGAUUUAUCAGAUCCAAAAGAAGAUUCUGAAGAUUUAUCGGACAUUGAUGAACAAUUGCCCACAGAUUUGGCAGGUGAUAAUAUUUCAAGUUUAAACACUGUUAUUAGCAAUAUGUUUCUACAUUACUACUGA